Messenger RNA from Cyprinodon variegatus (sheepshead minnow), 3611 nucleotides. RefSeq lists its product as uncharacterized. The transcript has 5 exons. The record is from RefSeq and is a predicted model, not a curated record. Gene Ontology annotation, biological process: epidermal growth factor receptor signaling pathway. Gene Ontology annotation, cellular component: membrane; cytoplasm. Lineage: Eukaryota; Metazoa; Chordata; Actinopteri; Cyprinodontiformes; Cyprinodontidae. Bases 145 to 2841 code for a protein of 898 amino acids.
GGGACCAGAUCAGGUACAGCAGGCUUUAAGUUCCCAGCUGCUGCUUCAUGCUGGAGACAAACAAACUCUUUGGAGAUUUCAAAGUAUGCUUGAAGUUCUCAGCAAAGCAGGAAACCAAGGAUUCUCUUUGAAGUGACCAAAGCCAUGGAGUCCAACCUGUCCGAGCUGUCCUCCAUCGAGGAUGAAAGCAUCUACGUUCAGCCUCACUACAAGGAGGCCUACCGCCUGGCCAUCUAUGCCCUGCUGUGUGGCGGCACCGAGGCCUACCACGAGUAUCUGAGGGUUGAGCAGAUCAGCCACUUUCUUUCCGAAGAGGAGAUCCGCUUUAUUUUAGAAAAUGCUGAGCUACCGGUUCUGGAUGAUGACUCUGGAGGCCCGUCAGACGCAGACAGGGUCACUCCUUCCACCUACUUCCCCUGUGAGUCUGACGAGGAGGUGCCGGAACUGGAGCUGGGCUGGCCAGGGGUCAGCCGGGAGGAGCUGGACACCAGCAUCAGCCUGCUGUUUCACCCCCCCAGGAAUAACACACCGAGCAUCAAGGAGGUGGUCCGGAAACAGAUCCAGGAGGCGCGUCGGGUUAUCGCCAUAGCGAUGGAUGUUUUCACCGAUGUGGACAUUUUUAAGGAGAUCAUCAACGCAGCACUCAGAGGAGUGGCAGUGUACAUCCUUCUGGAUGAUUCCCGUGUCAGCAGCUUCCUCAACAUGUGCAACAGUCUGGGCAUUAACAUCCUGGACAUCAAGAACCUUCGUCUUCGGACUGUUGAGGGGGAGCAGUACCAGUGUCGAUCAGCAGUGAAGUUUCAUGGAAGUAUGGAACAGAGGUUCAUUCUGUUGGACUGCCAGACGGUUUUGUAUGGAACGUACAGCUACACCUGGUCAUUUGAGAAGAUCAACCUGAGUAUGGUCCUAGUUGUCACUGGCCAACUGGUUUCCACAUUUGAUGAGGAGUUCAGAAGAUUAUACGGCCGUUCCAGAAUUCCUUCAGCUCUGCCCAGUGGGAGUCUUUUGUCUACAUACCCAAAGUCCAGUCAGCUGUCUCUCAACCUUUACAUGAAAUCCAGACCAACACCUAAGACGAGAGGUGGAAUCCACGACAGGCGUAAUGAUGCAGCUGUGUUAAACAGAGGCCUCAGUGUGCAGGAGAUGCUGCAUCAGUCCCACUUAACAGACACAGGAGACCUAGUGAGAGGUCAAAACUAUAGUGGAGAACCGGUGAAAAUGAAUUCUAUGACCAGGCUCAGAAUGGGAACAAGAAAUCUUGGAGUUCCUGUUGCUCAGAGACAAAAUAGGGAUGUGCAUCAAUUGAACAGGGCAUCUCAGCAGCACCUCAGGCACCAGACUCGCUAUGGUGCAGACCAGAAUCUGAUACCGUACAGCUCGGAGACAUCUCUUCACAAAUGGAAGAUGGAUGCAUACUUUACAGAGAGUAACAUGCCUCCUGAUGUCUAUGUACAAUCCCCAAUGAUAUCUCCACAUAGCAGUCAAACUGGUUUAGAUGAAUAUCAGUCACAGCUGAUUCAGAGCAGAUCCAUGGACAUCAGGUCUAGGAUUGAGGAAAUGCGGCACAAAAGGCUAAGUCUGCAGGGGCAUGCAGAUCUCAGGCAAAGCAAGGAAUCGUUGUGGUCCAUGUGCUCAACUACAGACAAGCCACAAUAUAUGAGACCUUUUCAUGGAAAACCAAGGGGGGUAGAAAUGGACCCACACACCGAAAUCAGUAACGGUGUGAAUGACAGCAAACUCUACAUUGAAGCUGACGAAACAGAGCCGAUGAUCACUGAUGCUAAACGCUCUCUCUCUCACAGCAAUAUAAAAAUGGGCACAGAGUUAAGGAGUGGGCAGAUGCAAAACAGGCACAACCUCCCUCUAGACAGGGCCCAGUCUGAUGCUGAAUUAGGUUUGAAACUGAGCGAUUCAACUCUUAAGAUCUCAAAUUUGAUUUCUGGCAGUUUCCGGCACUCCAGGGUGAUGGAAUCUUUGAGUGAGAUUCCAGAGGAGAGAGAGGCAUCAAACUCUCGUGAUGCUGGCAUUGAAUCAGUACUUGGAGACAACCAUGAUGUAAGGUCUACACAUGAGAGGCUUCUUCAGAGAGAUUAUAACGAUAAAGCCAGAGAAAGAUACGGCUUUAUCCAAAACAGAAUAGACUCACCUCCUCCAAGAGAAGGAAACACAUCAGCUCACAUCAGCACUGAAGGAUCCUGUCCCCCGGUUGAGCCUCAAAGAGAUCCCACAAAGAGCCAGCAGAAAGGGUCAGAACUUCAGAGAAUGAGUCCAAUGAGGUCACCAGGUAAUCCUCACCCUACACAAAAUGAAAAGAAAGUCACAAGGAAAGAGAGGUCACUCCAACGGACCUCACUGAAACCCGAGAACACUUUGGACUCUAGCCAUGUACUCCAGAUGGACCAUUCUAAAACAUCAUCUUUAGGGCGACCGAUUAAGACAGACCGGUCAGCGGAAAAGUCAAACUCACAAAACUCUCUCAGUGGGCCAGAAAAAACGAAAUAUCCUUUCUCAAAGCUUCCUCAGCGAUCAAGCAAAAGAAAGACAAUGCCUUCAUCAGAUCAAGACCAAGGCUCGAGGAGCACUCUGGACACCGAGGCAGUUUCGGCCUCUCAGGUUAAAAAAGAAAAAGCUUACAGUCGAUACGAGUACCUGAUUGGGAAUGAAAACGGCUCUCUGGAUAGGACAGGGAGGUUAGCAGAUAGCUCAGACGUAAAAGUGAAAAGUUUGUCCCUGAACAGACGUGGCGAUGGAAUUCGAACACAUCAAACACAAGGGGGCGUUGAUAACAAACUGGGGCGACUAAUGCAGCGCAUGGGGAAUCUGAUCAACAAAAACAAGUAGCCAAAUCCAGGUUAGAUGCAGGUUGGUUUACCCCUUCAUUAUUCCAGACCUUUACAGUCUGUGUCAUUCUAUCUCAGUUGUGGACAUUUCUUAUUCUAUGUUCCUUAUUCUACACCGAAAGCGCUCUGAGCAGCAAAAGUAGUCGGUUUACAUGAAAAAUCUAUGGUUGAAGCACAUCAACAAUAGUCACAUCAAGCAAAGAGAAAAACUGAUCAGGGAGGUGGGAGGGAGAUCGACACAUCGCUGGAAAAAUCCCCAAGAGGUGCCGGCUUGAGGCAGCUUUUGCUGAAAUUUCUGGUGACAGCUUACCAAUUACCACCGGUAUGUGGGGAUCUGCGUGGCUCUAAAGGCAAAAUGAUAUUUUAAGACAGUAUCGUAAUCUUGAUGAACUGACUGUACAGACAAUAUUUUGUACUUUUUCACUUAAUAACAUAUUAAAACUUCUUUUUAUCCCCUUAUCACACCAAUAUAGCAACGCCACUCAGCCCUUGAACACAGGAGCAGCACAAGCAUUAGUAGCAUUUGUAAACUCUGUACUUGACGCACCUCAAUUAUUUUGGACGAGCAUAAAAAAUGAAGCAGCAGAUGUUUUUUCAAUGCUCAAUUUGUGUUCUGUGUGAACGUAGCAUUAAAGUGCGAUCACACCGAAGGCAAAUUUUGUGUCCAGAGCAAAUGAUUUAGCUGGUACCUCUAUGUAGAGGGUAACUCAGGAGCAAUACAUGGUGAGAGAGACAAAGGUAGGGAUUUAAUUGAGGCGAUAACAAGCUUUU